Molecule: messenger RNA, 2490 nt
Organism: Ochlerotatus camptorhynchus
Lineage: Eukaryota; Metazoa; Arthropoda; Insecta; Diptera; Culicidae
Exons: 6
Coding region: 1-2490 (829 amino acids)
Source: RefSeq, a predicted model, not a curated record
AUGAACCUUUGGAUAUCCGCCUCCGGAAGCGAAGAAAAGCUGAUUUUGAGUUGCGUACAGACCGUGGAACAACUUCUGCCGAGACAGUCACUGGACGGUGCUGAGAUUUCUACUGCUUACCAUUUCCUCCGCGAUCUACCGAUUUCUUCGUACCCUAGCCAAAGACCCGGUAUGCUCAUCGGUUUGAACAACCUUCACACCAUCGCACCAAUGGAAGCUAAAGUCGGAGAGCAAGGAGAGCCAAUCGCAGUACGGUGCAAACUCGGCUGGUCAAUUUACGGUCCUAUGGGAGGACAAUCGAAACGUCGGCAGAACUUCAUAGGGUAUCAUCACGAAAUCUCGAAUGAAGACCUGCACAACCUGCUGAAGGAGCACUACGCGGUGGAAGAAUCGGUAGUUGCUGUAUCACAGGAGUCGAAGGAUGAGAAACGAGCUCGGGAGAUCCUAGACCGAACAACGGUGCGCGUUGGCGAUCGCUUCGAAACCGGAAUGCUGUGGAAAACCGACAAUCCAAAGUUUCCGGACAGCCACCCCAUGGCAAUGUGCAGAUUAAGGCAGUUGGAGCAAUGGCUGCAGAGGACACCGGAGCUAUACGAGAACGUGAGAAAGCAGAUCGGUGAAUACCAGCAGAAGGGCUACGCACAUCUGGCGACGCCGGAAGAAUUGGCUACGUUCGAUCCCCAGGAGUCCUGGUUCCUUCCCAUCAACGUAGUGCUAAAUCCGAAGAAGCCUGCGAAGGUACGACUGGUGUGGGACGCAGCAGCAAUGGUGAACGGUGUCUCCCUGAAUUCCCAGUUGCUCACAGGUCCAGACAUGCUCACUCCACUUCCGGGUGUUCUAAAUCGUUUUCGAGAACGACCCAUCGGCUACGGCGGAGAUAUUCGCGAAAUGUACCACCAGCUACUGAUGCGAGCGGCAGAUAAGAAGGUACAGAUGUUCGUGUUCCGGAACUCACCAAACGAGUCUCCAAGCAUAUAUAUAAUGGACGUCGCAACGUUCGGAUCGAAAUGCUCACCGUGUCAAGCGCAGUACGUGAAGAACAAAAAUGCCAUCGAGUUUUCCAUGGAAUUUCCAGAAGCAGCAGCGGCGAUAAUAGAAAAGCAUUACGUCGAUGACUACUUCGACAGCGUCGAUACGGUCGAAGAAGCAAUCAACAGAACGAAAGAAGAACUGGGAGAGGUCAAGAAGGAACAGUCGGUGCAUUUCAACCGGGACAAGGAAAGCGGAAUCGAGCGAGUUCUUGGUAUUAUCUGGAAUUCUAGGCAGGACGAGUUUUCGUUUUCAACGGAGCAUCGGCAAGACGUGAGACCGUAUCUGAUGGAUGGCUUGCUCACACCGUUUACGAUCCACGGGAAAAUGGUGGUGCAAGAUCUGUGGCGCACGGGUUGCGAAUGGGACGACGCAGUAGAUGACAAGAGCUUCGAAAAGUGGGAACGCUGGACGGGUCUGUUGCCGAAGGUGGAAGACAUACGCAUACCUCGCUGUUACUUCAAAGACGUCCGCUCAUCUUCAAUCAACUCUCUGGAACUGCAUGUCUUCACGGAUGCAAGCAUUCACGCAUACGGUUGUGCAGCCUACUUCAUAGCAGUAAUCGACGGAAACGUGAAGUGUUCGCUGGUGAUGUCACGAUCAAAGGUAGCUCCACUAAAACUACAAUCGGUUCCACGUCUCGAACUGAUGACUGCUGUUCUCGGGGCCAGGAUGCUGCAUACGCAAUUCGUUGCUUUUCGAAUCGGCGAAAUACUGGAGCUGACUUCCACAAACGAUUGGAGGUACGUUCCGUCCGAUAUGAACAUCGCCGACGUCGUAACGAAGUGGGGACAAGGACCGCCACUAGAAUCAGAUGGUCCAUGGUUCAACGGACCGCAGUUUCUGUACGAAUUGGAGUCAGAGUGGCCUGAGCAGAAGAAAACGGUGUUCGACGUCCCGGAAGAGAUGAAAGCGUGCGUGUUAUUCCACGAAGCGUCGAAUUCCAGUCCUUUGAUUGAACGUCCACCUAGAAAGCCAAUCCUAGCGUCGAUAGCUGGACGCUACUUGGAGCCGGAAUCCAUCCGGUGGCCGCUUCUUCAAGAAGAGCUUCAAGCAGGAGAAAGGAUUCUUGUGAGACAAGCCCAGCAGGACAGCUUUCCGGAGGAGGUGAAGAUUCUGCAAAUCAGCUGUGAACGCAACGCAAGUCAAUCACCAGUACUCGUUGACAAGUCGAGCUGGCUCUACAAGCUGAGUCCGAUCAUAGAUGCUGACGGAAUCGUUCGAAUGGGAGGAAGAUUGGCGCUGUCGGAAGUAGUUCCUUUCGACAAGAAAUUCCCGAUAAUCCUUCCCAAGCGACACCAGAUCACAACCGUGAAAGACUGCAUGUGGUGUCGAGUCAACCGAUAUCAGCCACAAGUUCCGGUGAUGGCGCCGCUACCAGUUCAACGGGUAACGCCACAGUUACGCCCCUUCAGCUCGGUCGGAGUUGAUUACCUGGGUCCUGUAGAAGUGUUAGUCUGA